This is a messenger RNA of Geodia barretti, 3292 nucleotides long. The record is from the annotation of a GenBank genome assembly. NCBI's taxonomy places the organism in Eukaryota, Metazoa, Porifera, Demospongiae, Tetractinellida, Geodiidae.
UGACAUUACGGCAAACGAUUAGCUAUGUUUCACCGAACUAGUCCUUUUCUUGCGAAGAUGCGAGGGUUGUAUGGCGUCACUCUACUUCUUGCGCUGUUUGUGGGACAUAAUACUUUUGUUACUGCACAGCAGUGUUCUGAGGAUGGAGCGGUUAGGUUGGUCGACGGAGACACUGUGAACCAGAGAGGAGUCAGGGGGAGAGUGGAGAUUUGCAUUAAUCACCAGUGGGGUACUGUGUGCAGUGAUGACUGGGGACUGUUAGGGGCCAGAGUUACCUGCCAGCAACUAGGAUUUGAUUAUGCUGUCCCUAUUGCUGAAUAUGGUGGAGGCUCAGGCAAAAUUCACUCCUUUUCAUGUGUUGGGGAUGAAACUCAUCUUGGUAACUGCAGUGGUGAUAUGGACAUUACCUACUGUGGUCACAGCAAAGAUGCUGGAGCAAUGUGUUCAGAUUUUGCUGAGUGCAAUGAGACUGGUGUUAGACUGGUUGAUGGAGUGACUCCUGAUGAUGGAAGAGUGGAGAUAUGUCUGGGUGGGGUGUGGGGCUCAGUAUGUGAUGAUUCAUGGGACAUCAGAGAUGCCAGAGUAGUGUGUCGACAAUUGGGCUACAACGGAACAUCUGUUCCCCUGUCAGCCUAUAAUCCUGUGAUUUCAAGUAAUGGCUCAUUAUUCUAUCAUCUCGAUGAAGUAGACUGCACUGGAGAUGAAAUGUUGCUAAGUGAUUGUGAGCAUGGUGGGCUAGGUAUUCACGAUUGUCACAUAAGAUUUGAAGAAGCCGGAGUUAUAUGCAACGCCACUGUAGAGUGCAAUGAGACUGGUGUUAGACUGGUUGAUGGAGUGACUCCUGAUGAUGGAAGAGUGGAGAUAUGUCUGAGUGGAGUGUGGGGCUCAGUAUGUGAUGACUUGUGGGAUGUCAGAGAUGCCAGAGUAGUGUGUCGACAACUGGGCUACAACGGAAUAUCUUUUCCACUACAAAGUCAUCCUGUGCGUAUGAAUGAUUCCAUACUAUUCUAUCAUCUGGAUGACGUGGAAUGUAGAGGAAAUGAAAAUAUGCUGAGUGAUUGUGGCCACGAAGGGAUUGGGGUUCAUAAUUGUUUUGUAAGAUUUGAAGAAGCUGGAGUUAUUUGCAGCGAUGAUCUGGUAGGCUGUGAGAAUGGAGGUGUGAGACUACGAGGAGGGUCCCAAUCAUCUACUGGAUAUGUGGAAUUUUGCCACGGCAGAAGAUGGGGAGGUCUCUGCAGCCGUCCUUGGGAUAUCAAUGGUGCUAGAGUUGCGUGCAGGCAGCUCAGUUCUGACCCUGAAAGCGUUGAGGAUUCUCUAGUGUUUCUGGGUCAGGUGACAUGUAGAGGCUCUGAGAAAUACUUGAAUGAGUGUAUACCUGACAUCAUGCCACUAGCUGGAGGAGGCUGCAGCAGAGCAGCUAUUUCAUGUGGAAAAAGCUCGAAUGAGCCGAAAUGUACCCGGAACGACAGUGUGUUAUUGAGUGAUGUUUAUAAGAGCUAUGGAGAGUGUUCAGUAUACAAGUGGGAAACUGCUGUAUGUGAAGGUGUGGUGAGACGUGGGAUUGACAGCGUGUAUGCCAGGUCAAGGCUGGGAGACCAGAGCACCAUUGCUCAACUACUCAAUGAGAGUAUCAAGGAUGUGGAGAGAUUAAUUGCUGAUCACACUGAUUCCUGUGUCGACCAAGUGUUCAGAGUUCUCUGCAAUUUCUAUCUCCCUCCCUGUGGUAAUGCAACCCACCCUGUCCCUCCCUCCUCGAUCUGUCAAACAGAGUGUGAGAUGGUGCUGCAAAAUUGCCAGACAACAUGGGAUGCGGUUAUGUUGGCCUUUAAGACUGUAGAUCCGAUACCCGACUGCAAUGAUACUUCAAGGCUCCUGUUUCCAGUCCCAAACUGCUGCACUGGAGCUGGGCUAGGCACAUUGUCAGAGAAGACAUCACUCUCACAAGAAAGAGGCAAUGGAGCCAUUGCUGGAAUAGCAAGUGGAGUUCCCAUAUUCAUUGUAGUGGUGGUGAUGGUUGUUGUUGGUGUCAUUCUCCUAAAGCUGGUUUUGUCCAGGAGAAGUAAGAAGAGGCAGAUGGAGAGAAUGCAGCUUGACAUUCUUGCUGUACCUGGGUAUGAUGCUCCAAUCGAGGCAUCUCAUAAUACUGAAACAACCGGAAGCCGUGAGGUAGAGCCAGCUGAGAAAGGAGAGGCCCUGAGAGCUAGCGAUAACACUUACAGUGAAUUUGGUAUAGUCUACAGGGCCAGAAUUGGGCUUUCUAAAAGACAAAUGGCUGUAAAAACUCUAAAAGGUAACUUUGACCAGGAGGAUGUAGAGAGGUUUGUGGAGGAGAGUUUGAAGAUGAGUCGGUUCAAACAUGCUCAUGUGAUGGGUCUCAUUGGAGUCUGUCUCGAUACUGGCUCUGCCCCCUUCAUUAUCAUGCCUUACAUGGCCAACGGAAGCCUUCUGAAGUAUCUCAAGAGAGAGAGAAAGAAUGUCGUCCUUUUAAAGGAAACUGAUGAAGAUGAGGUGAAGGAGGUUCGUAAGCGACUGAUGGUCAUGUGUUUGCAGAUAGCCAGUGGGAUGGAGUACCUGGCCAGUAACAAGAUUGACACCCAUUUCCAGAUCAAGAUCACCGACUUUGGUCUGUCGGAGGAUGUGUUUGAGAGGAACUACUUCAGACAGGACAGUGGGAGCGGGGAGGUGGUGAAGUUGCCCGUCAAGUGGAUGGCUCCUGAGAGCCUCAAUGACAGACAUUUCUCUGAGAAGAGUGAUGUGUGGUCCUAUGGAGUGACAAUGUGGGAGGUAUUCAGUGGAGGGAAGGCUCCAUAUCCUGCUACUGAUCACCUCACUCUCAUGCAGAGUUUAGAGCAAGGCUACCGAAUGCCGCAGCCAUACAAUGCUGCCUGCAGUGAGGAAAUCUUUGGGAUCAUGGGGCAAUGCUGGCAGAUGGAACCAAGGGACAGACCAACUUUCAAAGAAAUCUGCUCUACUCUUUCAAAGUUCAUUGAGUGUGAAGCUGGCUACCUGCAGUUUGGGUUCAACCCCUUCACUGAUGGAGGAGAAGGAGGAGGGGGAGAGGUAGAAGGAGGGGAGGAAGGAAGGAGGAACAAUGAGGAUGAGAAAGAGGAAGAAGAGAAGGAGUUCAUCUAGAGCAACAUUUUAGCUACCACUCCAGACCCUUGUAUUAUGAGCUACUAUGCUGUAAAUUUGUCUUCUUGCAUUUGGGAUGGUGCCUAAGGUAUAGAUUGUGCCCGGAAUGAUGGAGCCGAAACUAGAGAUGGCACCCAAGGUAAUGAUUGUUCCGGCAGUG